UUAGCAACUUCUAGGUAUGUGCGAUACCAUUUUAAUGAUAAGUUAGUUAUCCAUUCGUUCGCGUGUGCGCCUUGUGUAAACAGUUUAAUUAAAAUGGAUAAAUACUUUAAAGGAAAGAAGAUUUUAGUGACCGGUGGAUGUCAAGGAAUUGGACGCGGCACUGUUUUGGAAUUAUGGCGACAAGGCGCCAACGUUGUAACUGUUUCAAAUAACAAAGAAAAUCUAGACAAACUCAAAAAGGAAUACCCAACCAUUGAAGUGGCAUAUGUGGACCUUCGCGACUGGGACAAAACCAGGGAAGUGAUUGACUCGCUCGGAGUGUUCGAUGGAUUAGUAAACAACGCUGGAAUUGCGAUCGUCGAACCGUUUUUAGAAUGUGAUCGUGCCAGUUUCAGAGAGACAAUUUCAGUCAACGUUGAAGCUAUCUUAAAUGUUAGUCAAAUUGUCGCAAGAAAAAUGAUUGCAAAUAAUAUAAAGGGCUCCAUAGUAAAUAUAUCGUCACAAGCAUCGAAGGCGGCAUUACGUGACCACGUAGUAUAUUGCGCGUCAAAAGGUGCAGUGGACGCUAUGACCAGGGUGAUGGCUUUAGAACUCGGGGAGCAUGGUAUUCGUGUGAACUCUGUCAACCCCACAGUGAUCAUGACGGAACUGGGCCGGAAGGUGUGGUCCGAGCCGUCCAAGUCGGAAGGAAUGCUCUCAAAAAUACCUCUUGGAAGAUUCGGAGAAGUGCAAGAAGUGGUGACUGCCAUCCUGUUCCUGCUGGGCGACGGGGCCAGCAUGAUCUCCGGCGUCCAACUCCCUGUGGACGGCGGUUUCCUCGCCACAUAGUCAUUACACCAAAUAAAACCAACAUGAUUGUUUUA
This is a messenger RNA of Manduca sexta (tobacco hornworm), 863 nucleotides long. RefSeq names its product L-xylulose reductase. The coding region runs from base 94 to 828 and encodes 244 amino acids. Gene Ontology annotation, molecular function: L-xylulose reductase (NADPH) activity; carbonyl reductase (NADPH) activity. The record is from RefSeq and is a predicted model, not a curated record. Lineage: Eukaryota; Metazoa; Arthropoda; Insecta; Lepidoptera; Sphingidae. The transcript has 5 exons. Gene Ontology annotation, biological process: xylulose metabolic process; glucose metabolic process.